Caretta caretta (loggerhead turtle) is the source of this 1971-nucleotide messenger RNA. It is a transcript of the gene RIC8B, whose product is annotated as RIC8 guanine nucleotide exchange factor B. Gene Ontology annotation, molecular function: G-protein alpha-subunit binding; guanyl-nucleotide exchange factor activity. Gene Ontology annotation, biological process: G protein-coupled receptor signaling pathway. Gene Ontology annotation, cellular component: plasma membrane; cytoplasm. The record is from RefSeq and is a predicted model, not a curated record. NCBI's taxonomy places the organism in Eukaryota, Metazoa, Chordata, Testudines, Cheloniidae.
GGUGAAGGGUGAAAGGUCGGGGAGCAGCUGGCUGGGUGUUGGCUGCUGCUGGCGGAGGCGCUGCGGUGCCCGCGGCUCGGGAGCGCCCCGCAGGCAUGGAGUUGGAGACGGCGCUGGAGGCCGUGAGGGGGCGCGGCGGGGCCGAGGGCCUCGAGCGGGUCCUGGGCCGGUACAACGAGAAGAAUAGGGCCACUUUCAAAUUUGAUCCUGCAGAUGAGGACAAAAGAAAGAAACUGUGUGAAGGAAUCUUAAAGAUCCUCGAAAAAGACACAAAAACUUCAUGUCAAGUUGCUUGUCUUGAAGCCCUUCGGAUUCUCUCCAGAGAUAAGAAGGUUUUAGUGCCUGUGACAACAAAGGAAAACAUGCAGAUCCUGAUGAGGCUGGCAAAGCUGGACAUGACAGAAGAUUCUUUGGAGGAUGUGUCCAAUUUCCCUGUUAUAGUGGAAGCUUUAAAAUGCCUCUGUAACAUAGUUUUUAAUAGUGCCAUUGCACAGAAGCUCAGUUUGGAACUGAACCUUGCAGCUAUGCUUUGCAAUCUACUGAAAAAAUGCAAGGACCAACAGUUUGUUGAUGACAUUAAAUGUUUUGAUUUGCGCCUUCUCUUCCUCCUGUCACUUCUGCACACAGAGAUUCGGUCACAGUUGCAUCAUGAGCUACAAGGGUUGCAGGUUUUGACUCAAGCCUUGGAAAGUUCAUUUAGCAUAAGAUGGACAGACAAAUACAAAGCUGCUGAAGAGCAUGAUGGAUCUCCUUUAUCGCUACAAGAAACAGAUUGUGCCAUUGAGGCACUCAAAGCUCUCUUUAAUGUGACGCUUGACAGUUGGAAUGUCCACAGUGAGAAUGAAUCUCAUCAAUUUCGUUAUAUGGCUGCCAUCCUUCGCCACUGCUUAUUAACCGUGGGCCCUACUGAAGACAAAACUGAAGAAUUGCACAGUAAUGCAAUCAACCUUUUAAGCAAUAUUCCAGUUUCUUGUUUGGAUGUUCUCAUUAAUCCAUCAACCCAAGAAGAAACAGUUUUGAAAUAUAAUGGUAUGAAUAUGGAUGCCAUUCAAGUGUUGCUGGAUUUCAUGGAGAAAAGAAUAGACAAGGGAAGCAGCUACAGAGAGGGUCUGACUCCAGUUCUCAGUUUACUAACAGAAUGUUGUCGAGCUCAUCGGAACAUCAGGAAGUUUAUCAAAGCUCAGGUAUUGCCUCCAUUAAGAGAUGUAUCAAAUCGUCCUGAAGUUGGCACAACAGUGAGAAACAAACUUGUGCGCCUUAUGACACAUGUCGACCUUGGAGUAAAGCAAAUUGCAGCAGAAUUCCUUUUUGUCCUUUGUAAGGAGAGAGUUGACAACUUGUUAAAGUAUACAGGCUAUGGUAAUGCAGCAGGCCUGCUGGCAGCAAGGGGCCUGUUAGCAGGAGGAAGGGGAGAUCAUUGGUACUCGGAUGAUGAAGAUACAGACACUGAAGAAUAUAAAUCUGCAAAGCCAAACAUUAAUCUUAUCACUGGCCAUGUAGAGGAGCCAAUGCCCAACCCUAUGGAUGAAAUGACAGAAGAACAAAAAGAAUAUGAAGCCAUGAAACUUGUCAACAUGUUUGAUAAACUUUCCAGGGAUGAGGUUAUAAAACCAAUGGGAGUUCGACCAGAUGGCACGAUGACUCCUUUGGAAGAGACAAUCUGCCAGUACCAAACCAAUGAGCAAGACAGUUCAGAUUCAGACUAAAGCAUCACCUGCUUCUGUCAAUAUCUCCUUUAAUCAGCAUCUUCCCUCAGAGCCUCGACAUCUUUUAUCUACACAUUCUACCCUCUCAUUAGCCAGCAUCACUUUAAGUCUUAUUAUUGGGAUAUUUGAAUGAUGGAUCUUGUGGUGUAAUCUCUGCAUUUUUAUUAAUCCAUUUAUAUAGGAACAAAUUAUCAGUUUAUUAAUUGUAAAGCAAAUUGUAUUUCAGUGAGAUGAAAAUAAAAGAUUGCAAUGCAAAAAAAGUAAA